Molecule: messenger RNA, 1421 nt
Organism: Brachypodium distachyon (stiff brome)
Lineage: Eukaryota; Viridiplantae; Streptophyta; Magnoliopsida; Poales; Poaceae
Product: ATP-dependent Clp protease proteolytic subunit
Exons: 1
Coding region: 103-1005 (300 amino acids)
Biological process (GO): protein quality control for misfolded or incompletely synthesized proteins
Cellular component (GO): endopeptidase Clp complex
Molecular function (GO): ATP-dependent peptidase activity; serine-type endopeptidase activity; ATPase binding
Source: RefSeq, a predicted model, not a curated record
GCAACCACUGGACCUGCUGCUCCUCCAACCUCGCAGCUGUUCUAGCCUCACUCUCACCUACAAGCCUCCCCCACCAAUGGCUCCCCACCUGGCGACCCCAGCAUGCACCCCACUCGUCUGGCUCUAACCGCCUCCUCCCCUCUCCCCACCAUCCCGUCCCGGUCUCACCUCGCCGCGCCGGGACCCAAGCCCAAACCCAAUCCCCUAAACCCAGCCCCAAACCCUAGCGCCGCCGCCGCCAUGCUGCGCCGCCUCGCCUCCGCUGCCGCCCCGCGGGCCUUCUUCUCGUCCUCCCCGCCGGCGGGCUACACCGCUCGCCGCGAGUACGGGCUGGUCCCCAUGGUGAUCGAGCACACCUCCCGCGGGGAGCGCGCGUACGACAUCUUCUCGCGCCUCCUCAAGGAGCGCAUCGUCUGCAUCCACGGGCCCAUCGCCGACGACACGGCGUCGCUCGUCGUCGCGCAGCUGCUGUUCCUCGAGUCCGAGAACCCCGCCAAGCCGAUCCAUCUUUACAUCAAUUCCCCCGGCGGGGUGGUCACCGCGGGCCUCGCGAUCUACGACACGAUGCAGUACAUCCGGUCCCCGGUCACCACGCUCUGCAUCGGCCAGGCCGCGUCCAUGGGCUCCCUCCUGCUCGCCGCGGGCGCGCCCGGCGAGCGGCGCGCGCUUCCGAACGCCCGGGUUAUGAUCCACCAGCCGUCGGGUGGUGCGUCGGGGCAGGCCUCCGACAUAGCUAUCCACGCCAAGGAGAUCCUCAAGGUGCGUGACCGCCUGAACAAGAUCUACGCCAAGCACACAGGCCAAGCCAUCGAAAGCAUCGAGAAGUGCAUGGAGAGGGAUAUGUUCAUGGACCCAGUGGAGGCGCACAGCUGGGGGCUCAUUGAUGAGGUCAUCGAGCACCGCCCCGUUUCACUUGUUUCUGAUGCCGUUGCCAGUGAUCCACCGAGCACUGGUGGAGCUGGAGGAGGGGAAAACAAGGGAACAGAGGAGCCAUCUCCGGCUUGAUUGGUGGUUACAAGGUGCAACCCUUUUUGCAUUCCUGGAUUCAAUGCUUAAUUCUUACAUAUGGCUACAACUUGUUAUUCUGGCAGCAGGGAGCUUAUGCUCUAGCUAGCCCGUUCUUUCGCUACUUCAAUUAGUUUGCUGCUGAUAAUGAAUACAAUCCUUGCUUAGCCGCAUUGAUCUUGAUAGCUGCAGUUUUUAAGAUGUUUGGCUAAAACCAGCAAAGUUCAUGUUAAAGGAUAAAAACAGCUGUAUUUGCAGCAUCAUGAUGUCUAGUUGGGAAAUCUAUAGCACACAUGCUGAAUAACUGGUUGUUGCAUACUGGGAUUCAUAAUUUUUAGUCAGUGCCUCCUUCAUUAUGCAAUUUUUGUUGUACCGUGUUAUCCAUAAGACAAAAAUAAUGCACUUGUGUUCAUGCA